Ictidomys tridecemlineatus (thirteen-lined ground squirrel) is the source of this 4537-nucleotide messenger RNA. It is a transcript of the gene Cog3, whose product is annotated as component of oligomeric golgi complex 3. Gene Ontology annotation, biological process: intracellular protein transport; Golgi organization; intra-Golgi vesicle-mediated transport. The record is from RefSeq and is a predicted model, not a curated record. Gene Ontology annotation, cellular component: membrane; cis-Golgi network; COG complex. Lineage: Eukaryota; Metazoa; Chordata; Mammalia; Rodentia; Sciuridae.
UCCGGGGUCAGGGUAUUCCGUCCCGCCCCGCCCCGCCACCGCUGUGGUGCUGGAAGCCCGGGUUCUCCCGGAAGUUGUCCUGGCCUCUCUUUGGGGGUCCCCUCCACGCCACUGCUGCUGAGGGCCGCCGGGGCCGCGGCGAUGGCGGAGGCGGCGCUGUUGCUGUCGGAGACGGCGGCUGAGCGGGACGCUCGGGAGAAGCUGGCUCUGUGGGAUCGGAGACCCGACACGACGGCGCCGCUGACCGACCGGCAGACGGACUCGGUGUUGGAGUUGAAGGCGGCGACGGAGAACCUGCCGGUGCCGGCCGAGCUCCCAAUUGAAGACUUGUGCAGCAUAACAUCCCAUUCCCUGCCUGUUGAGCUGACUUCAGUAGUGCCUGAAUCUACAGAAGAUAUUCUCUUGAAGGGCUUUACCUCUUUAGGAAUGGAAGAAGAAAGAAUUGAAACUGCACAGCAGUUUUUUUCAUGGUUUGCAAAACUGCAAACUCAGAUGGAUCAGGAUGAAGGAACUAAAUAUAGACAGAUGAGGGAUUACUUGUCUGGGUUUCAGGAGCAGUGUGAUGCUAUAUUGAAUGAUGUAAACAGUGCUCUUCAGCAUCUGGAGUCAUUGCAGAAACAGUAUCUUUUUGUGUCCAAUAAGACAGGAACCCUACAUGAAGCCUGUGAACAGCUCCUAAAAGAACAGUCGGAACUUGUCAGUCUGGCUGAAAACAUUCAACAAAAGCUUUCUUAUUUUAAUGAAUUGGAAACUAUUAACACAAAAUUGAAUUCCCCUACAUUGUCUGUGAAUAGUGAAGGAUUUAUACCUAUGCUGGCCAAGUUAGAUGAUUGUAUAACAUAUAUCUCAUCUCAUCCUAAUUUUAAAGAUUACCCUGUAUAUUUACUGAAGUUUAAACAAUGUCUUUCUAAAGCUUUGCACCUCAUGAAGACAUAUACUGUGAAUACACUACAGACCCUUACAAAUCAGUUACUAAGAAGGGAUCCUUCAUCUGUACCUAAUGCAGACAAUGCCUUCACAUUAUUUUAUGUAAAAUUUCGAACUGCUGCCCCCAAAGUCCGAACUCUUAUUGAACAAAUAGAACAGCGAUCUGAAAAAAUACCUGAAUACCAGCAACUGCUUAAUGAUAUCCACCAAUGUUACCUUGAUCAGCGGGAGCUCCUUCUGGGCCCUAGUAUUGCCUGUACUGUCACAGAGUUAACCAGCCAAAAUAACAGAGAUCAUUGUGCCUUGGUUCGCGGUGGCUGUGCCUUUAUGGUCCAUGUAUGCCAGGAUGAGCACCAACUUUACAAUGAAUUUUUUACAAAACCGACAUCAAAAUUAGAUGAGCUUUUGGAGAAACUGUGCGUGUCAUUAUAUGAUGUCUUCAGGCCACUGAUAAUUCAUGUUAUUCACUUAGAGACUCUGUCGGAACUUUGUGGAAUUCUUAAAAAUGAAGUGCUUGAAGAUCAUGUACAGAACAAUGCUGAACAACUGGGGGCAUUUGCAGCUGGAGUAAAGCAGAUGUUGGAAGAUGUACAAGAGCGACUUGUGUACCGAACUCACAUCUACAUUCAGACAGACAUCACAGGCUAUAAACCAGCUCCUGGAGACCUGGCAUAUCCUGAUAAAUUAGUCAUGAUGGAGCAAAUUGCUCAGAGUUUAAAAGAUGAGCAGAAGAAGUUACCUUCAGAAGCUUCAUUUUCAGAUGUUCGGCUAGAAGAAACAGAGUCUAACAGUCUCACAAAAUCUGGUUCAACAGAAUCCCUCAAUCCUAGACCACAUACCACGAUUUCUCCAGCAGAUCUUCAUGGAAUGUGGUAUCCUACAGUUCGAAGAACUCUUGUCUGUCUCUCCAAAUUAUACAGAUGCAUAGAUAGGGCGGUGUUCCAGGGAUUAUCACAGGAAGCAUUGUCUGCCUGCAUUCAGUCCUUACUGGGAGCAUCAGAGUCUAUCAGCAAAAACAAGACUCAGAUUGAUGGACAGCUUUUCUUAAUUAAGCACCUUUUGAUUCUUCGAGAACAAAUUGCUCCAUUUCACACUGAAUUCACCAUUAAGGAAAUUUCCCUGGACCUCAAGAAAACUAGAGAUGCAGCAUUUAAAAUCCUGAACCCUAUGACUGUUCCAAGAUUUUUUAGGCUGAAUAGCAACAAUGCCUUGAUAGAGUUCUUGUUGGAGGGUACUCCUGAGAUAAGAGAACAUUAUCUUGACUCUAAAAAAGAUGUAGACCGGCAUCUGAAAUCGGCCUGUGAGCAGUUUAUUCAGCAGCAGACCAAGCUGUUUGUAGAGCAGCUGGAGGAGUUCAUGACAAAGGUUUCAGCAUUAAAAACAAUGGCCAGUCAGGGAGGUCCCAAGUAUACCCUCUCACAGCAGCCUUGGGCACAACCAGCAAAGGUCAGUGACCUUGUGGUGACUGCCUAUAAGACAAUAAAAGCAAAGCUGCCUUUGACGUUGAGAAGUAUGUCGUUAUACCUGUCCAAUAAAGACACCGAGUUCAUCUUGUUUAAACCUGUUAGGAAUAACAUUCAGCAAGUCUUCCAGAAGUUUCAUGCUCUGUUAAAGGAAGAGUUCAGUCCUGAAGACAUCCAGAUCAUUGCUUGUCCUUCCAUGGAACAGCUGAACCUCCUGCUUUCGGUUUCUAAAUAGCAGGCUGGUUGGGCUGUGCAUGUCAGCGGUCUGUCUGGUGGGAACGGGAUGAGAAGUCUUGCAGCCUGCCAGGACACUGAGGAUCCUACAUGAAAUGUCCCCAAGAACCUCAAUACGUGCUGCUCAGUGCUGACUACAGAAGGAAACAUAAAGUGUUUAGAGUUUGGUGUUUCCCUUUUAAAAACAUCAAAAUGCCAAAGAUUAAUUGGUGAGCAGUGAUAGCUGCCUUAUUUAUGGUAACAAGAAAUGUAAGUUUUUAAGAUGUAGCCAUGGAGGGCUCACAGUGAAAUGUUUCUUCACAAAAGUUGUGCAAUAAAAAUAGGUUACAAUAAGUAGUGCAAAGAACUUUACAGAUAUCCAGCUAUCCAGAAAGCUGCUAAGGGUAAGGUUUGCUAAUACGUGAAACACUGCAACACUUUUAACCGCCCAGCAUUCCACAGUGACUAUUUUUUUACUUCCAGAAAUCUUAUUUCUAUACUCUAUUUAAUGUAAUAUUUCUCCUGUCAUUUUGAAGUUUAGUUGGGAGUAUAUUGGUUGCUUCUGAGAACGCAUCUUGCUUUCCUGGGAAUUCAGGGUGUUAUCAUUCUUCUUUUGAUGUAAGGUGGUUAAAGAUCAAGGAUCUCGGGUAAGGCCUGCCAUCUCUACUCCUUGAAUUGCUUAGGUACAGAGUGUUCAAAAGCAGGUAGCUGCAACCUCCUGGCGUAGAUAGGUUUGGGAUCUUUAAUAUGGGUCUUCCCAGAGCCUCAGUGAGUAUGAGGGAGCAGGAAUUACCAGUGAGGUGUCUUAAAUCUGGCACAUAAAAAUGAGAAGGGAAACUGGUGCAUAGGAUGAGUACCCUGUCUUAGAAGUGAAGCUUAGGCUUACAGCCUUCUGCACACCACCUUUGAUUCCAGCCAUUCUUUGAAAUGUGAACACUUGUGUGUUUUCAGCUACCUGUGCUAUGCUGUGCACCAGCCUUGAGGAUCUCUAGCCCUGCUGCAGCGGGACAUGUUAUCAACACACACAAGGAUACAAACACUGCCCACACUUCAGCACCACCAUACCAUAUCAGGGAUCACAAAUUGUGCACAUCUAUAAAUGUUUCUACAAAUUCCUUUUUGAAUUUGGAGUUGGAUUGGUUUUCUCUCUGCUGUUAUAGUAAAUGUAACCUGUUGUGGGGUUCAAAAAGAAUUCUGAGUCAUUUAAACUCUGGAGGUGGGACACUGCCGAGGAUUCUGGAAUGGGGCCAAAGGCCUUGUGGUGCAGGUGGUGCGGCUGUAGCAGUGCUCCUUGUGCGCUUAAGGCAGGCUCUUGCACAGUGUGCAGGUGGUCUGCCUAAACUGUCGUUUGUAACAGCUCAUCUGUUUUCAACCCUGUCAGAGGUAGAAAUUGCUUGAUAGAACUUACCACUCUUAUGUUUUGGGAAGGUAGAAGGAAAAAGGGUCCAUAUUCUUUCUUUGCCGUGAAAUGAAUGAAUUAGGAAGAUUGCAUUUACUUCCACUUACUCUUUUAAAUACAUGUUUAAUGAAACUGUAAAAUAUCCAGCUAGUGUAUUAUAUGUACAUUUGGUUUUUAAAUAGCCUUUCCAAAGAAAUGAGGGCAUGAUUAUUGUACAGUACUGUGACUGAUGUAGUUUGAUGUACAGAGCAGAUUUGUUCUUUGGGAUAAAAAUAUUUAAUGGCACUUUUUCUUGUGUUCUGAUCUUUUGUUUCUGAAACACUCAAACACCUUACAAAGUGCUAAGUAGGUGAUAGUGAUCCAACUUGUUUGCUAAAUGAAUAUUUGUUUAAAUCUGUACAGUUUCAAGUGUUUACUUAUACAAAGAGUGUACAUACUUUCAAAUAAUUAAUUUAAAAUGCUUUAUAUUAUUUGGCUAGAAAUUGCUGUUUUUAAUAAAUGAAUUUUUUUAAAAAAUAAAGAUUUUUGCUUCCUA